UCAAUUAUAGCCAAUGAUAUUCAUCAAAUAAGUCGUAUGUCCAAAUUUGAUAGAAUCAGUCCGUUCGCGCCAGAAGCUCGAGUACCAUUGCAAUCUGAAUUAGAUGAAGCAAAUUUUGGAACAGCUGUAUGGAAACGAAAUGAAAGAGAACGAUUUCGCGUUCGUUGUGUUAAUGAUGGUUAUGAAAGGUUACGCGAACAUUUACCAUUGAGCGAUGGAAAUCGACGAAUCAGUAAAGUCGAUACACUUCGACUGGCUAUUCGUUAUAUUAAACAUCUUGAAGCAAUUCUUAACAGCAGUGAUCACUGGUCACACUGUGAAUGUUUCGAUUCAUUUCAAACGGAAAGUGAACAAAACGCUGAACGAAUGCGCCAAAUUGGUAGGAAACGUCGUAGUCCCAUAUGA
Messenger RNA from Dracunculus medinensis (Guinea worm), 405 nucleotides. The record is from the annotation of a GenBank genome assembly. NCBI's taxonomy places the organism in Eukaryota, Metazoa, Nematoda, Chromadorea, Rhabditida, Dracunculidae.